This is a messenger RNA of Oikopleura dioica, 465 nucleotides long. NCBI's taxonomy places the organism in Eukaryota, Metazoa, Chordata, Appendicularia, Copelata, Oikopleuridae. The record is from the annotation of a GenBank genome assembly.
AUGACUUGGUAUUACUACAUGGUGCUGAGGUUUCGCGAAACGUACGAUUCCCUAAGUCCUUAUAUUGGACUCAGAGAGCCAAGAGCGGAUAGUAUCACCAUGGAAGCGGAUACUGGUUUUAUUCUAGGCAUCGUCUCAUCCGUUUUGAGCUUCAUUGGCGGAUUCUUGAUGAUAUCUGGAUCACUCUUUCGAAAAAACGAUCAUCUCAAGCACAUCUUACGAGACAGACAGUCCGACAGAGAGUACGCUGACGCUCCUCACAAUGAAGGUUUUCAAAAUCCAGCUAUGGACGAAGAGCUCAACGAAGAUGUCUUCGGCGGAGACUAUAUUCCUUCGAUGACGACUAAUUUCGACAGAAAUUAUGACGUCUUCAUUCCGAGUGGUCUUGUCGAGGAUCACGAUUAUGUAAAUGUCCACCCAAACAAUCAUAAUCUGAGAAUGAGUUUUAAUCAAUCAAAUCUGUAA